UCUGGUCAAAACGAUUUCAACGAACGAGCCCAACGGACAUCUGUUUCUAGUCCGCCACUGAGCAAGCUAUUUUUUUCAUCCGACCCCACGAGAAUCGACCCAAGCAAGCUUUCCAAACGAUGGGCAUCGGCUAUGGAGCCUCCGACGAGCAGCUGGAGAAGCAAAUUGGCUGCGUGAAGUACACGCUCUUCUGCUUCAACAUCGUGGCCUGGAUGAUAUCCACAGCGCUGUUCGCCCUGACCGUCUGGUUGAGGGCUGAGCCCGGCUUCAACGACUGGCUGCGCAUCCUGGAGGCGCAGUCCUUCUACAUCGGCGUGUACGUGCUCAUUGGCAUCAGCAUUGUGAUGAUGGCCGUCAGCUUCCUCGGCUGCCUGAGCGCACUCAUGGAGAACACCCUGGCUCUGUUUGUGUUCGUGGGCACCCAGGUCUUUGGGUUCAUCGCCAUUGUGGCCGGGUCGGCGGUCCUAAUGCAGUUCAGCACCAUCAACUCGAGCCUGCAGCCGCUGCUGAAUGUAUCGCUGCGCGGUUUUGUGGCAACAUCCGAGUAUACGUACUCGAACUACGUGCUGACCAUGAUCCAGGAGAACAUCGGCUGCUGCGGGGCCUCCGGGCCAUGGGAUUAUCUCGACCUGCGCCAGCCUUUGCCAAGCUCCUGCCGCGACACCGUCAGCGGCAACGCCUUCUUCAACGGAUGCGUAGACGAGCUGACCUGGUUCUUCGAGGGCAAAACCGGCUGGAUUGUGGCUCUGGCCAUGACUCUCGGCCUACUCAACGUCAUCUGCGCGGUUAUGAGCUUCGUGCUUGUGCAGGCGGUGAAAAAGGAGGAGGAACAGGCCAGCAACUAUCGCCGCUGAAGCCUAGCCUCGUUAAUCUAGUUAAUAGCGACAAGUGACCCUUCGAUAGAUCUAAGAAUUCAUACCCAGUUCGAACAAUAAGUACAAUAAAGAUUGCGACCCCCACAAGGAAA
Drosophila sechellia is the source of this 967-nucleotide messenger RNA. RefSeq names its product tetraspanin 2A (gene Tsp2A). The transcript has 2 exons. The coding region runs from base 120 to 854 and encodes 244 amino acids. Lineage: Eukaryota; Metazoa; Arthropoda; Insecta; Diptera; Drosophilidae. The record is from RefSeq and is a predicted model, not a curated record. Gene Ontology annotation, cellular component: plasma membrane.